Messenger RNA from Bubalus bubalis (water buffalo), 1148 nucleotides. RefSeq names its product membrane-spanning 4-domains subfamily A member 7. Gene Ontology annotation, cellular component: trans-Golgi network; plasma membrane. Gene Ontology annotation, biological process: cell surface receptor signaling pathway. The record is from RefSeq and is a predicted model, not a curated record. NCBI's taxonomy places the organism in Eukaryota, Metazoa, Chordata, Mammalia, Artiodactyla, Bovidae.
CAACGUCCCCAGCAAUGCACCUGUGCUCAGUCGCUCAGCCGUGUCCGACUCUGUGACCCUGUGGGCUGCAGCCUUCCAGGCUCCUCUGUCCAUGGGAUUCUCCAGCAUCACCAGCACCAUGCCAUCACCGCUCAAGCUCAUGGCCAACCGAGCCUUUGAUGCCUUCACUCCAAAGGGCGUUGUUAUUUCCAAAAGAGAGAAGCCUGGACAUGUCUACCAGAAAGAUGACCUGCCAAAAGGUCUGCCAAAAGAAGCCAUAGUUCUCGGAGCCAUCCAGAUCCUGUGUUUCCUGGUGAUUUCAAGUUUGGGGGUCAUUUUGGUUUCUGCUCCCAAUUCUUCCCAGCUCAGCCCAGCAAUUUCCAGCAUUCUGAUGACUGGGUACCCAUUUUUAGGAGCUCUGUGUUUUGCCAUUACCGGAACCCUCUCAAUUAUCUCUGGGAAAAAAUCAAGUAAGCCUUUUGCCAUGAACAGCCUCACCUUCAGUGUGGUGAGCUCUGUGGCUGCUGGAGUGGGCCUCGUCCUCCUCGCGGGCAGCCUGGUAACCCUGAGGACGGCCUCCCAGCAGUGUGAGUCCAGAAGGGAUUACCUAGCCUCACUGCCUGAUUCGACGUACUAUUACUUGAUAUAUGACGUCAAGGACUGUCUCCUGACCAGUGCCGGUCUAACAGGUGUCCUGCUGGUGAUGCUCACCUUCACGGUGCUGGAGCUCUUAGCAGCUGCAUACGCGUCUGUCUUUUGGUGGAAACGGUCAUUGACAGCCCUGCGUUCAUCCAGUCACGAAUAAGAAGAACUGGGGGACCGGAGCCGACAUACACACAUCACGAUGGAUGAGAUAACUAGUAAGAACCUGCUGCAUAACACAGGGCCUCUCCUCAGCGCUCUGGGCUGGCAGAGGGAGCUCGUGUACAUGGACGGCUGACUCGCUCUGCUGCGCUGCCGAACAGCAGAGACUAACACGAUGCGGCAAAGCAGCUAAACUCCAGUAAAAACCAAAAAGAUGAGAGAAUGUGUGGUCUCGCGCUGGAGUGAACUGGCGAGUCGUGCGGUUUGUAGGCCCUGCUUCUGUAGCGCUUUCAUAUUCACAUUGCUUACAUUUUAAACAUCAUGGAUUCCAAGAACAUUUCAAUUAAAAAAUACUUCUACAACAA